GGUGAGAGCUGCGGCAGGCACGUUUGUGGAAGGUUGUUCUCCAGUGAUGCAGGUGGACAACAAAAGGCCAAAGUAUUUCUGUUCACAGAGAAGACAAAAGGAUGACAUGUGAUCACCUGAGCCGAGUGUUCGCACUUUACGUGGUAUUCUGCGCCCUGCGAGCAGCUUCCAUCGUCCAGGCCGCACGAGAUUUCGAAAAGAAAGUGUCUAUUCUAAUGAAAGAAGAUUCAGAAAACCCCAAGUGCUAUGCUGAAGGCAGGAAGGACUUCACGUGCUUCUGGGUGGAAGAUGAGGAGAGAGCUGGCUCUGUGGAUCAGUACUCCUUCACAUACACCUACCAAAAUGAAAACAGCAGCAGGUGCCCACUGAGAGCUGUCCCUGCAGCAGGUGGGAAGAGGCUGUUCAUCUGCCAUCUGAACCGAACCCAGAUGUUUGUCCAAAUGGACAUCCAGGUUCGUCGGGAAGGGAUACUGAUCCACAAUCGCAGCCUCCUCAUCGAGCUUGUCUUUCUUCUUGACCCACCUGCUAAUGUAACGGUGAGCAGCACGGGUAAGCAAGGCCAGCUGAAUGUCAGCUGGGUGCCUCCUCCUCUCAAGUACAUGGAUGACAGCAUGAUGUAUGAAGUCAGCUACGCUAUGGCGGACAGCCAUGUGGGGCAGGUUGAAGUGGCACGAGCUAGUUCAGAGUUGAUCCUGAGAGGCCUGCAACCAGGUACAAAAUACAAGGUGCGAGUCCGUGUGAAGCUAGAUGGGAUUAGCUACAAUGGCUAUUGGAGUGCCUGGAGUGACCCAGUGUUCAUAGAAACACUUCCUGCAGAAUUUGACCCACUCAUCAUGUCCCUGACUCUCAUCAUCUCUUUCAUCCUCAUUGUGCUGUCCCUCACUAUGCUUCUGUCCCAUCGCAGGUUUCUUACAAAGAAGAUCUGGCCAACUAUUCCAACUCCUGACAGCAAGUUCCAAGGUCUUUUUACUGUUUAUGGUGGGGACUUUGAGGAGUGGUUAGGACAGACCAAUGGAGGCUUGUGGUUAACUCCAGCUCUCUUCUACUCAGAGGAAUGCCCAUCUCCUCUUGAAGUACUGUCAGAGCUCAGCCUUUGCCCCUCACUGCCCUCCCCAACUCUGCCCCCCAAGAUCUCCAGAUCUUUAAUCGCAGACAGGAAGAAGGACGAGGAUGUGAAAAAAGGGCUGGAUGAAAGAGAGCCAGCGGAAAGGGGCAACUCAGCUCUGAUGGAGGGAUGGAGAGCCACAACACACGACCACUGGCUGAUGGACCGCUUACGGGCACUCCACCAGCACCCCGUGCCCUGCUCCCAGUCCUCUCUUCUGGAGUCUCAAGACACCUAUGUCACCCUCAGUGGAAACAACCACGUUGAAGAUGAGCACCUGGAUGAUAUUCUUGAGGAGGCCUUACCCCUUGAAGUACUUUUUGCCUCCAGAAAGACAAUGCUAUGUGAAUCCCACUCUGAUCUGGGAUCUGUGCAGCAGAGCUCUGGUUCAGGCCGUCUUUCAUCCCAGUCCAGCUUUGAGUACCCGAACCACGUCUGGAUGCCCAAAGGCCCGGGGUACACCUACAUGGCAGUGGCAGACUCUGGGGUCUCUAUGGAUUACAGUCCCAUGAGCAGAGCAGAUGACAUUGGAAAAGUGGUUAUCUACGCCAAUGACUACAAAAAUGAGAUCCCUGCUCACAGAAGACCUUUCCUGCCGAGGCAGCACCCUGUCCACGAUGAUGGCUGAGAAGAAACUCAGCUGGACAGGCUGCACAUGACUGAGACUUGAGGCAAGCUAGGUGGAGGGUAUUUGGAUAUUCACCUAAAACUACAUAGCCUCACAUCAACUGUUAAGAAAGGUGUAUCAAGGAUUUGGGCUCUGACUGCAGCAAGGAGCUGAAUCAUACUUAAGUGUAAGCUAAAGGACUGAAAGUCCACUGGAUGUACACAGAUCAUUUCUACUUUAGUCAAAUCAUCCCUCAUCUGUAUGGGAUAAUACCAUUACAUGGUGGUAAAUGGCAGCUGUGGUUUAGGCCAAGAACUGAUAUUCAAUGUAAAGGUCUGCAUGCUGAUCUCUAAGUAUCCUUUCCUGUUGAUCAGUUUUUUCUAAAAUUUAACCAAAAUCCAAGCUGACCGAGUCCCAUAGUGAUUUACUCAUUUUUCAGCUUGCGCAUGUUGUGUACUCUUAUUUUUAAGUUUAAAUGACAGAACAACUAGUAGGUUAAAAUACAGAGUAGAUAUACAGGAAUGGAAGACUGUGAACAAUAUGGGCGUGCUUUCCCUGUCAGAGGAGGAUAAGACUGGUGAUAGUCCAUAUUUUCAUUGUUGUCAACAAAUCCCAUGUAAACCAACAUUAAUUUAUCCUUGUAUAUAUUGCGUCUUUGUAGACAGAGCCUAUACGUUAGCUCAUUCCUUUGUGCCACAGAUUUUUGUCCAUCAGGUCCAGGAAUUGAAUGCCUUUCUAGCAGCACUGUCAGGCAGAACUUCGGCACAGUAAUGCUUUUCCUAAAUGCUAAUGUCAACAUGCUAGCAUGCUCACAAUGCCAAUGUUCAUGUUUAUCAGGUUAUAUUUACCAUGUUCACCAUCUUGGCUUAGCAUGUUAGCAUACUAACAUUUGGUUAGUAGCACUAAGCACAACUGAAGCAGAUGGGAAUGUGAUUAGUUCUGCAGGUAUUUCAUCAUAAACCAAAGUACUAGACAAACUAAGACUUGGCUUGCUACAUGAAAAGUUAGGGAAUCAUGAAAGCUAUUACAGUUUAUCCUGGGGGGACAUGGUCUGUAUGAAUUUUAAUGGCAGUCCAUCAAGUACUUCUCAAGACAUUGCACUUACAACCAUAAAUGUCACACUGCUAGCAGUGUGAGUUCACCAUUGCACUAUGCAACAUGUUCCUUCACUACGAUGAACAGUGGUUAUUUUGAGUCAGACUCACAUACACUUUUGUAGUUUUGUGAAUACUCAGUAGAGUACCAAAUGUGUACAAACCCACUGUGGAAAAUAGUCCCCCAACAGAUGCAACAUUUAUUCCUGUUUGACUAAUGUUUUCUAAAAACUACAGUGCCCACCUAUUUUAGCAAAUUACUGAGCCUUUUUUUAAAAUGAAAGUAUAUAUCUGCGACUCAUUUUUAGGAUUUAUGUCUUUAGUAGGAAGGCAGGUUAAUAAAAUAUUGAAAGUCUGACUAAGACUAAGACUGACUACUUUGGGGCUCUUUAUGGGAUUUGUUGACAAUAACAAAAAUACUGAAUAAUUCCUUAUGCUUAAACUCUCAAAUUUAGUUCACACAGCUUUCACUUGAACCAGGCAGCCAGUAAGUCAGUGUCAUUUCCAAACCUGAUAAAACCAACUGUAUCUGUAAGUAACAUUAUGAUGCUUUUUGUAUUUUAUCACAGUUGUUAUUUCUCAAACACAUAAUCCUGGAGCAGAUGAAAUAAAAAUACUCCUACUGUAGGCUGUGCAGGAAAAUUUUAAGGCAAUAUUCAUUCUCAGUAACUGUAGUUGUUAUUAAAGUCUCUUUCUUGUCAUG
Messenger RNA from Lates calcarifer (barramundi perch), 3509 nucleotides. RefSeq names its product erythropoietin receptor (gene epor). Gene Ontology annotation, cellular component: external side of plasma membrane; membrane. The transcript has 8 exons. Gene Ontology annotation, molecular function: cytokine receptor activity; protein binding. Bases 102 to 1733 code for a protein of 543 amino acids. Gene Ontology annotation, biological process: cytokine-mediated signaling pathway; positive regulation of cell population proliferation; hemopoiesis. The record is from RefSeq and is a predicted model, not a curated record. NCBI's taxonomy places the organism in Eukaryota, Metazoa, Chordata, Actinopteri, Centropomidae.